Messenger RNA from Aphanomyces astaci, 714 nucleotides. RefSeq lists its product as hypothetical. Gene Ontology annotation, molecular function: GTP binding; GTPase activity. The transcript has 4 exons. Bases 126 to 665 code for a protein of 179 amino acids. The record is from RefSeq and is a predicted model, not a curated record. NCBI's taxonomy places the organism in Eukaryota, Oomycota, Saprolegniomycetes, Saprolegniales, Verrucalvaceae. Gene Ontology annotation, biological process: protein transport.
UGAUAUGCAAAUAGUAGGCGGAAUUCUAUUGCUGAGGGGCAAGCGCCUGUGAAACUUGAUCUCGCCCUUCCCACGACCUCAUUUGCCCUCACACGCAAAGACAGUCGAAAGCGCGCAAGUCGAACAUGGGGGCCCUACUGCAGCGAAUGCUCCAGGCGUUCUACACGAAGAAGCUCGAAGUGGUCCUGGUCGGACUUGAGAACAGUGGGAAGACCACGCUGUUAAACGUCAUGGCGAUGGGACACCCCGUGGAAACAUGUCCGACUAUCGGCCUGAACGUGAAGCUCGUGAAGAAAGGAGGCGUUCAGAUGAAAUGUUGGGACAUUGGUGGGCAGGCGCAAUACCGCAGUGAAUGGGGUCGCUACACUCGUGGAUGUGAUGUCAUUAUUUACGUCGUUGACGCCAACGCGUUUGACCAAAUCUCGUUGGCGCGAAAGGAACUUCACCGCCUCUUGGAAGACAGGGAAUUGGCCACCACGCCGCUCCUUGUGUUGGCCAACAAGAUUGACUUGGAACCGCACAUUUCGGAACCGGAAUUGAUCCGCGAACUCAACUUGGACUACAUUGUAGACAACCCGUGGCUCGUCAUUCCGAUUUCGGCCCUCCGCCUCGUGAACAUUGACCAAGUGAUUCAAUGGCUCAUGAAGCAGUCUGGAAAGAAUUAAGAUUAGCCUAUUAACAUCGAAUUGACAACACGAAUGUUGUGUCCGCCGA